Messenger RNA from Micropterus dolomieu (smallmouth bass), 5178 nucleotides. It is a transcript of the gene ppp4r1l, whose product is annotated as protein phosphatase 4, regulatory subunit 1-like. The transcript is spliced from 20 exons. Gene Ontology annotation, molecular function: protein binding; protein phosphatase regulator activity. Bases 228 to 3161 code for a protein of 977 amino acids. Gene Ontology annotation, biological process: protein dephosphorylation. The record is from RefSeq and is a predicted model, not a curated record. NCBI's taxonomy places the organism in Eukaryota, Metazoa, Chordata, Actinopteri, Centrarchiformes, Centrarchidae.
ACACAAAGCCGACACAGGCUGUAUUUACGCUCAGUUAUGUCGAGUUUGUGCCCAAGGUGGGAAACAGUUACAGUUUUCAGCUUGUUGUUUUAAAGAUAACUAACCGGUGAUUACCGGCAUCAGGAAGUAUUUUCAGGAAGUAGUUUGCUGCCUUGUUUGAGUGACAGCUGUGCGGUGGUGACAGCCCACACGGGACGGCAGCCCGCAGAGCCGAGCCGAGACUCAAGAUGGCAGGUCUAUCUUUAUACUUUGAAGAUGGCCAUGAUGAUCUGGAUGACUUUGGAUUUGAUGACUAUGGUUCAGAGUGCGAUGGCAUCCGCAUCACAGCCUUCCUCGAUGCAGGACAAGACAACCUAACACCUCUUGGGAGGCUAGAGAAGUAUGCCUUCAGUGAGAAUGUCUUCAAUAGGCAGAUCGUGGCUCGUGGCCUGCUUGAUGUGCUUCGAGAGUUCAGUGACAAUGAAAAUGACUUUAUAAGUGUCAUGGAGACAGUUGCCAGAAUGUCAGAAGAUGGAGAGCCUACAGUGCGAGCUGAACUGAUGGAGCAGGUUCCCAACAUCGCCAUGUUCUUACACGAGAGUCGGCCCAACUUCCCAGCAGCUUUCUCAAGAUACUUGGUGCCCAUUGUAGUCCGAUAUCUCACUGAUCCAAACAACCAGGUGCGGAAGACGAGCCAGGCAGCGCUGCUUGUUCUGUUGGAGCAGGGCCUCAUCUCUAAAGCUGAUAUGGAGACCAAAGUUUGUCCAGUUCUGCUUGAACUCACAGAACCCAGCAGUGACGAUGACUACAAAAUUGAGGCAGUUGCUAUCAUGUGUAAAGUUGUCACCAUGUUGAGCAAAGACACAGUGGAGCAUCUUUUGCUGCCACGCUUCUGUGACCUGUGCAGUGAUGCCCGGCUCUUUCAAGUUCGCAAGGUCUGUGCAGCCAAUUUUGGAGAGUUUUGUUCUAUUGUGGGUCAGGAGGCAACUGAAAAACUAUUGAUGCCCAAGUUCUUUGAUCUGUGCUCAGACAGUCUGUGGGGCAUCAGGAAAGCUUGUGCUGAGUGCUUCAUGAUGGUCUCCAAUUCCACUUCUCCGGAGGUGCGACGUGCGAAAUUGUCCCCCCUGUUCAUCAGCCUUAUCAGUGACCAGUCUCGCUGGGUGCGACAGGCUGCCUUUCAGUCUUUGGGGCGUUUCAUCUCCACCUUUGCCAAUCCCUCCAGCACAGGCCUUCACUUUAGAGAGGACGGCUCUCUACUAGAGGUUGCCAGGUGUACAUUGGACAGCGACUGCUCUCUAAAUUCUCUGAACUGCUCCGACAUAAGCGGCUGCCACACGGAAAGAACCAUCGCUCACACACCUCCCAAUCAGGAUGGCCGUGCUACGCCAUCCCCAGAGCACAUUGUAACAGCUGACUGUGAAGAAAUGCACAACUUUGACGACAACCACAGUUAUAUUCCUGGAGAAAUGCGCCACGCCUUCACCCACACAGUUUCAAACAGCAGCCCUACGACUACAAACAACGCUAAAAACACAAAAGAAACAGAGCAGACAGAUGAGAACUUUAAUUCUUUCCACUAUUGGAGAUCUCCGUUACCAGACAUCAGCGGGGAACUGGAGAUGCUAAAUUGUCAAACUUCAGAGAAAGUGUUCGACAGGGAGGAAAACAAAGAGGAGGAGGAACCUGAAGAUGAUUGUCCUGAUUCCAAGUCCAGCCCUGGCAAAGCUACCAGCGACCAGAUCCAAAAGGUCUUAGACUGUUUGCAACCCCACAUGGAUGACCCUGAUGUACAAGCUCAAGUCCAAGUGUUGUCAGCAGCUCUGAAGGCAGCCCAGCUCGACAGCCCGACAGACGACAGCCCAAUAGACGACAUCCCGACUGAACCCCAGUCAGAAGAGCAGCCUGAGAACAACACCGACAGCCUGUCUGUGGAGGUUCAGUCAGAGAGUGAAGAGAGUCCCACAGAAGAGGAGCAAACGCUGGAAACUCCUCCAGCCUCGGAGUCCAGCCCUGUCCAGGAGCAAGGUGAUGAAGAGACGCAGACGGAGCCCCUGGAGGACCCGAAGGACAACGAAGAGUCUUCUCCUGACUCCCCCAUUUUAGAGUCUGAACUAAUUGAGAGUGUGGAGGCGGAGAGAAAGGAAGACACUGCUCACAGCCCAGUGUUUGAGGAUAAGCCUAAGAUCCAGAAUGUCAUCCCCCAGCAGCUGUUGGAUCAGUACCUCUCUAUGACAGACCCGGCCCGGGCCCAGACGGUGGAUACGGAGAUAGCCAAACACUGUGCCUUCAGCCUGCCGGGUGUAGCACUCACGCUGGGACGACAGAACUGGCACUGCCUGAAGGACACAUAUGAAACCCUCGCUACUGAUGUGCAGUGGAAGGUGCGGCGUACGCUGGCUUUCUCCAUCCACGAGCUGGCGGUUAUCCUGGGAGACCAGCUGACAGCCGCUGACCUGGUGCCCAUCUUCAACGGUUUCCUCAAAGACCUGGACGAGGUCCGCAUUGGCGUGCUCAAACACCUCUAUGACUUCCUCAAGCUGCUGCACGCAGACAAGAGGAGAGAAUAUCUGUACCAGCUGCAGGAGUUCAUGGUGACAGACAACAGUCGCAACUGGAGAUUCAGAUAUGAACUGGCAGAGCAAUUGAUCCUCAUCAUAGAGUUGUACAGCCACUACGAUGUGUAUGACUACCUCAGACAGAUAGCGCUUACACUCUGCUCUGACAAAGUCUCAGAGGUCAGGUGGAUUUCCUACAAACUGGUUGUAGAGAUCCUCCAGAAGCUGUAUGCAUGUAGGGCCGAUGAUCUGGGCCUGAACUUCAUCAACGAGCUCACAGUCAGGUUCUGCCACUGUCCCAAGUGGGUGGGGCGGCAGGCAUUUGCCUUCAUCUGCCAGGCUGUAGUGGAGGAGGACUGCAUGGCCAUGGAGCAGUUUAGCCAGCACCUCUUACCUAGCCUGCUCAGCCUCUCCUCAGACCCGGUGGCCAAUGUCCGCGUACUAGUGGCCAAGGCUCUACGACAGAGUGUCAUGGAGAAAGCAUACUUCAAGGAGCCUGGCUGCGCCUACUCUGACGAGCUGGAAGAGACUGUGAUGGCUCUGCAGUCGGACAAGGACCGGGACGUCCGCUUCUUUGCCAGCCUGGACCCCAACAAAGGCUUGAUGGACACGGCUCCCCUGAUUUAACCUCAGCUCCUGAGUCCCACUACAGCCCACCUGCCUGUCUACCUACCUACUUGUCUGUCUGACUGAUGCACAGUCAGAGUAACCUGCAACACCAGCACCUGACCAGAUGCCCAACCAACUCGCCUGCUGGGCAGUCCUCCACCAACGACCACUUGAGAAUCAUGUCAGAUGUUCAGAUUAACUAUAUAAAAGUAUGAGCAUGCUCCAACAACACAACCCAGUCUCUGGUUGGGCACUACAUUGCACACAUUGCAUUCAAAACACAAACUGCAUACUUCUCAGAGUUUUCAGAAAAUGAGCAGGACUCAAGAGAUUAGCUGCACCACUUUGUGGGAGCUGGCGUAUUUACACCUGAACUUCUCCCAUCCACCCUCCUCCACACUAACAUUGACUCAACCCUUCCCCAAAACUACGUCUCUCUCUCUCUCUCUCUGUCUCUCUGUCUCUCUCUCUCUCUCUCUCUCUCUCAAGCUAAUUGUAAGCUUGAUAUUAAAUUGGUGAAUCUUUUUUUUUUUUUUCUUAAUGCUUCAUUUUGUGGAUUUCUUAACGAACAAGCGGGCGAGGCCUGCCCGACUGACGUGUGCACUAACUCAGGGGGACUCAUCUGAACCUAAACAGCAUUAUUAGCUUACAUGAUACACAUGAUCAGCUCCUGGAUCCCUGGUGACAAAUACUCCAGCUGUCUUGAGCAACAGACCAGCCAAACCAAGUAGCCCUGCUGGUGUCGCUCGCCUCAUUUUCUCCUAAAUGCCUCCGUUGUCUCAGAUGUCCUGUGUCUUCUGAGAUGUCCUCUGGGUUAUUGUCUGUUUCCCUUUUACCUUCUCUUCUCUCACUCACUCUUUCUCUGCAUUUCUCCACCUGAUCUUCAUGGGCCAAUGAAACCACUACUACCGCACAGAAGGAACAGUGAUUGUGCCACUGGGCGUAACUCUUGAUUAAAACCAUAUCUUGAUGUUUUAAAAGAACACCUAACCCCCGCGUCUGUUUACCAAAAAUGUGACACAACGCGUCUCUCAAAUGGCAGGAGACUAAUGAAAUACCUCUGUGUGGACAUGACUGGCCAGUGUGUCGUACAUGUAGAGGGAUAUCCACGGUUCAAAGAGGCUCUGAAUGUCCUCGAUGGGUGAUCUCUUUUUGACCGAUUCUGUGGUGUUGAGAAAAACAUCUUAACAAGGGCUCAUGAUGUGACACAAGGCGAUGUAAAUGUCAGAAAGAAGAGGAAGAAAGCAAGCACACUGUUGGAAUAUGCAUGUGCCCCCCCCCCCCCCCCCCUCCAUUGUGUAUAGUCUAUUCCAGUUACUUAAGGUUGACCUCCUGAUAUUGAUUUAUAUGACCAUGGUAGCUUUCAGUGGAUCUCACCGACCAGUUGUACAGUAGGAUAUAGGAAUGGCUGUGUUACGAAACUGAAAGCUGAUCAUUAUUUCCCUGUAUUGGGGGAAUGAUUUAUUAAGUAUGAGGUUUAAUCAAAACUCUUUGUACAGCUUAAACCUGUGGAAAACGGUAUGUGUUUAUGGAACCAAGGCCAGUUUAGUCGGGUUUUCACCCAUCGAGAUGUUUGUGUGUGAAUAUUGGGAGCAGCCACCAAGUCACUUUUUGUAGUGUUUCGAGCUUGUUGGUUUUCCUCUGUUGUAAAUGGUAACCCCUUCUCCCGCCCUCUCCCCCCAUUUUUCUUUUUUUUUUGGAACAGACAUAACUUGAGAACUUAAGCUGAUUGUGGUGUGUGCUGUGCAUCUCAAGUCUUUCUUCCUUCGAAAGGAGAGCUCACUGCGGUAAUGGCAGUGUCUACUCAUCUCGUCUGUCUGCAAUUUGUGUCCAUCUCAUUUUUUAUGUAGUAGAACAGUUAAUAUAUACAUUUUAUGAAAAUUAUUUUUCUUUUCAAUUAUGCACCACUGUUCAAAGAUUUUAUAUCCUAACUUUACAAAAUUUACAACCUUUGUAAUAUUCAAUGGUUUCUUUUAAAAAGACAUUUUAUGUAAUGUUAUUUUUAGUAUUCUGUAAUUAAAAUGAUGAAAAUUAA